AUGGCGCAGAAUUCGCAGGCGCAAAAGAAAUGGGGCGUGGGCAACUUUUUCCAGCAAGCAGUGGCGGGCGUCGAAUCGCGUCUAGACAAUAUUCUGUUAGAUGAGGAGGAAAGACAGAAAGCGGCGAACGCGAAGUCUGGAGAGGCUGCGAGUACCGGUGCACCAGUAACCAGGUCUCCUGCUGGCUCAAUUUCUCGCAGCGCAUCAACUGCGCGCAGGAAUGACCGUCUCCAAGAACGCCUGGCGCGGGCCAUGGUCAAACAAAACGCCCCGAAUCGGAACUCGGAAACUUCGCCAAGUCGUGUUUCUUCCCCCGCGGCCAGCCCGCGACCAAGUAGUGAUGCACGAUCCAGCAUGGAUAUCGAUUCCAGUAUUGCAUCCUCUGCGCCCGUUACCGACACCUUUAAGUCUCCUCCGCUGCAAGAAGAAGACACUGCAACGGAGGUUACAGCGCCAAGAGCAAGCCAAGACUCUGGUGUUUCUACCAGGCAAUCGGUAGAUUUAAGUGCCACAGAAUCUAUACCCAGGGCGUCCGGCGAUGUGAGUGAGCGGGUUGCGGAGCCGGAUAGUUAUAGCCAGGAUCCAACAGAUUUCCAACCAAAUGAGGUGCACAGUGCCCGUACAUCGGUUGAAAGCCCACGGCCGAGCGUCGAUGUACCUUCAGAGGCUCCAGAAGGUGAUGACAACGCGGCGGACUCUCAGCGGCAGGAGGAAAUCCAUGGAUAUAUUGAACGAAUCGAUGCACUUCAGUCGAAGCUCAAGUAUCUUGCCAAGGAGGCAGCUGAAUCAGCCAAGAACGCCGCAGCUUCUGCUUCCCCGGGAAGUACCAAAAAACAACUGCUAGAAAAAGAUGAGAAGAUUGCACUGCUUCUUGAGGAGGGCCAGAAGCUGUCCAAGUCAGAGAUGGACCAUCGUACCGCUCUCAAGAAGCUUCGACAGCAGCUUUCCGAGAACAUCAAGGCUCAGAAUGAAAUGAAGAAAAAGACCGAGAAGUUGGAGAGAGAUCUACACAGCUCCGAGGCUAGAGCGAAACGAGCUGAAGCCGCAGCUCAACGAGCGAACGAAUCCUUGUCUUCCCAGACAAAAGUGGCCAAGGACCUUGAAGCUGUGACGAACGAGCGCAACGCGCUCACUCAAACGGUGCAGGAAAUGAAGGGUCAACUGAGCCGAGCCGUUGCACGUGCCGAAGCCGCCGAGUCCAAGGCUACGUCUGAUGCAUUGGAAAGAGAGAGAAGCAGAGCCAAUGACUUGGAAGAAGAGCUUUCCACUCUCAAGAUUGAGCGGGACAUCCGCCACGACAAGUCGAAGAAAGAGAUCAGCGAGUUGAAGGAGAAGAUUGAUCAGGAGAAAGAAAGGGCGCGCAUGCUCGAGGCCGAAUUGAAGGGCGAGCAGUCCGUUCUGGAAAGCAAGAUGGAGAGCCUCCGUUCUCGUGCAGAAGAAGCUUCAUCUGGAGCAACAGGGGAGACCCAGGCCAAACUUCUGCGGCAGAUCGAGACCCUUCAGACCCAGUAUUCUGUUGCCAGCGAGAAUUGGCACGCCUUGGAAGGUUCUCUCCUUGCCCGCUUGGCCAACGUGGAGAAGGAACGAGAUGAUGUGAGCCGCAGAGAAGCCGAUUUGCGCAAGAAGAUUCGAGAGCUGAACCUCAAAACCAAGAAAUUGGAAGAAGAUGUCGAGAAUGCCAAAGAAUCCGAGCGGGAUUAUGAGAGCAAACUCGAAGAGCGCAUGCAAGAGUUGCAAAAGAUGCAACAGAAGGUCGACAAAGCAACCGACGACCUCACUGUAGCUCAAAAGGACGCGGCUGAGCAGAAGAAAGUUGCCGACGCAACAUGGGCGCAAAAGCUGGAGGAAGAGCGCGCCAAAUGGCGCGACCAGGUCAACAGUUUGCAACAACCCCGAGCCGUGUCACCCGUUCCGUCUACUCGCCGGUCGAGCAAUCUCGAUGCUAUCCCAUCUGGUCUCUUGGACUAUCGUCCCAGCAGCCGUCGCUCAUCCACCCUGCCCUCCGCUUCGCCUGAUAUCGGCACGCCGCCGCGCCAGAACUCCUACCCAACAUCGAUCAACCCGGGAACACUUUCUCCUCCUCCAAUCCACACAGGAACUCCAUCAAUGAUUUUGGAGGCUCCUUCCAUUAACUUUGAGCCGGAUGAUUUCGACCCUGGCACUCCCGCUACUCCAUCUGCAUACGGUGGCACCCAGGCUGCCGGAUCCCGUGGCAUCAACGACAUCAUUUCCGAGUCGACUGUCGGCGCCGGCCCGUCCGUGCAGCUAGUGGAGCGCAUGAGUGCUACAGUCCGCCGAUUGGAAAGUGAGCGCGCCGGGUCCAAGGACGAACUUGCGCGCGUCACAAGUCAGCGCGAUGAGGCUAGGCAACAAGUCGUUGACCUCAUGCGCGAGCUCGAGGAAAAGAAAGCUUCCGAUUCUCGUGUGCAGGAGCUUGAGGAUAGACUGACUGAUAUCGACCAGCGGUAUCAAACAACUCUUGAGAUGCUUGGUGAAAAGAGUGAGCAGGUAGAGGAACUGCAGGCCGACAUUGCUGAUCUGAAGAAGAUCUACCGCGAGUUGGUUGAUAGCACGAUGAAAUGA
Molecule: messenger RNA, 2583 nt
Organism: Penicillium cinerascens
Lineage: Eukaryota; Fungi; Ascomycota; Eurotiomycetes; Eurotiales; Aspergillaceae
Product: M protein repeat protein
Exons: 3
Coding region: 1-2583 (860 amino acids)
Cellular component (GO): Golgi apparatus; endoplasmic reticulum
Source: RefSeq, a predicted model, not a curated record